Messenger RNA from Dothidotthia symphoricarpi CBS 119687, 2550 nucleotides. RefSeq lists its product as uncharacterized. Lineage: Eukaryota; Fungi; Ascomycota; Dothideomycetes; Pleosporales; Dothidotthiaceae. The coding region runs from base 141 to 2339 and encodes 732 amino acids. The record is from RefSeq and is a predicted model, not a curated record. The transcript has 2 exons.
UCAACAUCAGCCCCAAACAACAGCGUGUACCCCACCUGUAUUUGUAUAUCUCCAGACUUUGAUCAUUCGCGCAUUUGGACGUGGUUGGAACUGAACUAGCUUCACGUACUGUUGUAAGGCACAUCGCCCGCCAGUCGCUUAUGUCGACCAUCGCAGCACCGCCGCGUCUGAACGGCAACAGCGUAGUACCCGCAGAGGUGCUCCGUGAGGCCGAUUUUCUCCAGAAGAUCUUGCAGAUACGCGAUGAAGUGCUUGCUAGCAAACACCCGCGUAUCCAUCUUCCAUCCAAAGUAAUUGAACAGGUCGCACCGCGUCUCCCGCAGACGACGCUGCCGAACAGGCCCACGACCAACGGCGCUUCAAAUGGCAUUCACGCCUCGCAACUGCUCCCUCCGCGACCGGAGAGUUCGCGUCAGCAGUACGCGUCAGCCAACGAGCUUGUUUCUCCUGUCCCCCCUACACAACGACCCUACUCAGCCAAAUCCGUCUCAUCGAGCAUCGACCCGGUGCUGCUCACCAAGUCUGAUCACCUGAUCAGGGCAGAGCUGCAGCUCAAGCGGCAGCAAAUAGAACGCCUUUUAAAGGAUCAGUUUGAUAAAAAGGGUCGUGGCAAUGACUUGGAAGAGCGAGAAACACACGUUGAUGUGGAGAAGUGUCUGAUCGAAGCUCAGAUACGGAUUCCGCCUGUGUCUGGGUUGCAGUCUACGACUAACAACAGCGACGGCGUGGAGUCUUUUGAUGAAAACUCGUACUAUUCUAGCAAAGCAGACAGUUGGUCUUCAGAGGAGAUUGAUCCUAAACAGAAUGCCAAUGCUGAUCCUGCAGGUCCGUUUACUCCGCAGGCAAAGCGAUCUGGCAUUCAAGUAGCUGCUCAGUCUCGUCCAGUCGAGCCUACAGUCAUCGAUCUUGAUGAAGAACUGUAUGAGCCUGCCGAUGACAUAGAAAUAUAUGAGCCUGAGCCGUCAGGGCUGCUAGAGACGGAGGAGGAAGACUACUCGCCUCCUCCUGCCGAUGUCGGUCCAAGUGAAACCAACAGAGGACGGGCGCGAGACCGUGGCAAUCAGCGCAAUGGUGGGACUAACGGAUCAUCUCGUCAACAAAGCCCCGUGGGUCCAGCAGCGCCUCUCAAUAAUCCUCGCAAACGCAGAAGAGAAGAAAAGCGGCGCCAGCAGCAAGCGAAUAAGCGGGUAGCCCGUUCUCCCGAACCGUACAUCAAAGAGGAGCCACCGUCACCUCCCCAUUUCCCGGCUUACGCUGAUGCUCCAGCUAGCAAGCGGCGCGCAUUGCAACCACUACCCAAUGAUAUUGAGGUUGUGACUCCACAAGAGAGCGCUAGGAUGCAGCCAGUCUAUUACAGAGAACCGGCAUCAGCACCGCGACCUUAUCGUGAUUACGAAGAGUUGUCGUCGCCCACGGUUAUACGGGUACCACAACGUCGACCACAGCGCGACGAUGACCUUCGGCGUGUUGCAAGCCUCCAACAUGCUCGCAUGCCAUACUCUCCCGUUGGCGGUGGCGACGUCUAUGCAGCACCCGAACCUCGUCCGAUACGUGCAGCAUCACAUGCUUUCGUGGAUCGGCCUGAGCAACCCGUUUACCGCGAGGCUUCAGUACGUCCCUCAGCGGCACCGCGAUAUAUGCAUGAACGUUCUCGCUCGCCAAUCCACGAGUACCUUCCGCAACAACAAUCUCCCAUGAUCAUGGCCCCGCCGCCGCGCCGUAUAGUAGUCGAUCAGUAUGGCAACAAAUACUAUGCAGCACCAGUUGACGCCAGGGAAUCAGCUGCACCGCCUAGCAGGCGGAUGGAGGUUGAUCCUUUCUACGAGCGCGCGGUAACGCGAGAGCCCACAAUGCGUGCGCCAGCUCGCACAGAGAUGUAUGAGGAGGACGUGCAGAUGAUGCCUCCUCCGCCGCCUCGGCGAUAUGUGGAGGCUUCGGAGCCCGAGAUGAUCGACAGUCGACUCUAUCGCCCACGAGAAGCAUCCCGUCGCCCGGUAGAGAUGGAGUAUCGUCCACAAGAAGUGAUUGAGCGGCGUUCUGUUUCACAGUAUGAGGAGAUGGGCCCUCCGCGUGAGUAUAUGUCGUCGAGAGCAUACAGUGUGCGUCCGGAGGUUAUUCGUCGAGAAGUGCCCGAGGGAUAUGUUCGCCAUGAGAGCGUGCAACCGGGCCUUGUCCGUGCUUCUCAGCCUCAUUACCGCGAGGUUAGCAUUGUGCACCAGGAGCCCUUUGAUGAUCGUCGCUUCAUGUAUAGUGCGCCGGCGCCGCAGGGUAGACGAUACGUUGAAGAUGGAGAUGUUGUACAAGAGCAGUAUGCGGCGCCACCACGCCAACGGUAUUAGUGGGGGUGGUCUUGUUGAGGAGUUGGUAUUAUUAAAAAAGGUUGUUUCUCAGGAUUGCCUGUUCAGAAGACGUGCGUUUCGCGUACAUGGUUGUAAUAACCUGGAGUGUAGAACACCUUGUAGAAUUACUUGGCUUGCAUAGUUGUCGUAUUCAUCACACUUGGUUAGUGUAGUUGUGGAACAUUUGUAUCAAUCAAUCACGUGUAACGUG